Orbilia oligospora ATCC 24927 is the source of this 591-nucleotide messenger RNA. RefSeq lists its product as uncharacterized. The coding region runs from base 1 to 591 and encodes 196 amino acids. NCBI's taxonomy places the organism in Eukaryota, Fungi, Ascomycota, Orbiliomycetes, Orbiliales, Orbiliaceae. The record is from RefSeq and is a predicted model, not a curated record. The transcript has a single exon.
AUGCAAUAUUCACUCCUUUUCCUCGCCGCCGCCGGUGCCUUCGCCCCAGCCUUCGCCGCCCCUGUUGGCGACCUCGGCGGAAUCACCAACGCCGUCGGCAACAUCGGUAGCAGCGUCGGCGGCCCCAGCGUCAACCGCGUCGCUGGACUCACGCAAGUUAUUCCAAAGCAAGAUUUCCACGAUGACGAUACCGAAAUCCCUGAACAGAUCGAAGAACUUGAGUUCAUCGAAGAUGUUAUUCCCGAAGCCGGAGAGGAUGUCUCGGCCCAAAAGAAGCGCCAAUUGGGCGGGUUGGGUGGUCUCGGUGCCGUUACAGAUCUCCUAGGCGGCGUUACUGGUGGCCUCGGUGGUGGCAAGGUCGGCCGUCGUGCUGAGAAAGAAGCCCUCGACGGAGGAGCAGCUGGCGCUGUCAAGGGUGUCAAGGAUAAGAUGCCUGCUGGAGUAGCGGCUGACCCUGUCAAAGAUGUUAAGGAUAAGAUGGCCAAGGGCCCAGUUGCCGGCCUUGCAAAUGGUUUGGCCGGGAUUGGAGGAGCAAGGGAAACUGUCGCCAGCCUUACUGAAAAGUUGCCUGUGCGUGAUGUCUCAGAGUAA